AUCCCCUGCCAGCGUUUAUAAGGGCGCCGCGGCGGCGCUGGCGAGCGCACACCAGUCGGAACUCGCCGUCCCGCCGCCGGCAGCCCGCCGCUCGCACAGCCCCGCAGCCCCGCCGCUCGCACAGCCCCGCAGCCCCGCAGCAGCCAUGUUUCAGCCAGCCGGCCACGGCCAGGACUGGGCCAUGGAGGGCCCGCGGGACGGCCUCAAGAAGGAGCGGCUGAUGGACGAUCGCCACGACAGCGGCCUGGACUCCAUGAAGGACGAGGAGUACGAGCAGAUGGUGAAGGAGCUGCAGGAGAUCCGCCUGCAGCCGGAGGUGGUGCCGCUGGCCGCCGAGCCCUGGAAGCAGCAGCUCACGGAGGACGGAGACUCGUUCCUGCACUUGGCGAUCAUCCACGAAGAGAAGACUCUGACCAUGGAGGUGAUUCGGCAGGUGAAGGGAGACCUGGCCUUCCUCAACUUCCAGAACAACCUGCAGCAGACUCCGCUUCACUUGGCUGUGAUCACCAACCAGCCAGGAAUUGCUGAGGCACUUUUGGAAGCUGGCUGUGAUCCUGAGCUCCGAGACUUUCGAGGAAAUACCCCUCUGCAUCUUGCCUGUGAGCAGGGCUGCCUGGCCAGUGUAGGAGUCCUGACGAAGCUAUGUACACCCCAGCAUCUCCACUCCAUCCUGCAGGCCACCAACUACAACGGCCACACGUGUCUACACCUGGCCUCCAUCCAUGGCUACCUGGGCAUCGUGGAGCAUUUGGUGUCUUUGGGUGCUGAUGUCAAUGCUCAGGAGCCCUGCAAUGGCCGGACAGCCCUCCACCUUGCAGUGGACCUGCAGAAUCCCGACCUGGUUUCGCUCUUGUUGAAGUGUGGGGCCGAUGUCAACAGAGUAACCUACCAAGGCUACUCCCCCUAUCAGCUUACCUGGGGCCGCCCAAGCACCCGGAUACAGCAGCAGCUGGGCCAGCUGACCCUGGAAACUCUGCAGAUGCUGCCCGAGAGCGAGGAUGAGGAGAGCUAUGACACAGAGCCAGAGUUCACGGAGGAUGAGCUGCCCUAUGAUGACUGUGUGUUUGGGGGCCAACGUCUGACAUUAUGAGUGGAAAGUGUCACAAAGAACACGGACUUGUAUAUUUGUACAAAACAAAAGAGUUUUAUUUUUCUAAAAAGAAAGAAAAGGAAAAAAAAAAAAAGGGUCUACUUAACCACCACGCUGCACACGGCCUCUCCCGGAGCAUCUCACUGUGGCGACUCGGCCUUUUUGUUACUUCUGUGAAAACUGGGGGAACAGAUCGUUGGAAUUCAAAGAAAAUGUCUUUUAAAGCUCAUGUCUGGGGAUUUGGGGAGGUGGUUUUCCAGACUCUGAUGAAAGGACCACGUGUUUUAUUUAUUGUAUCUUUGAUUGAACCAACCACAGUUCUAGUAGCUGACCCCGGUGUGUCCUUGCAUGUGAGAGCCAGGUGUUCAGUGGUAUGUGCUUAAGUCACCCCUGACCGAGGUGUGUUACCUCCUGUAAAUGUUGUAUAUGCUGUAUUUUGUUGGUAAUUAUUUUGGUACUUCUAAGAUGUAUAUUUAUUAAACAGAUUUUUACGGAAA
Molecule: messenger RNA, 1587 nt
Organism: Peromyscus leucopus (white-footed mouse)
Lineage: Eukaryota; Metazoa; Chordata; Mammalia; Rodentia; Cricetidae
Gene: Nfkbia
Product: NFKB inhibitor alpha
Exons: 6
Coding region: 146-1090 (314 amino acids)
Molecular function (GO): protein binding
Source: RefSeq, a predicted model, not a curated record